Molecule: messenger RNA, 666 nt
Organism: Octodon degus (degu)
Lineage: Eukaryota; Metazoa; Chordata; Mammalia; Rodentia; Octodontidae
Product: claudin-6-like
Exons: 1
Coding region: 1-666 (221 amino acids)
Biological process (GO): bicellular tight junction assembly; cell adhesion
Cellular component (GO): plasma membrane; bicellular tight junction
Molecular function (GO): structural molecule activity
Source: RefSeq, a predicted model, not a curated record
AUGGGCUCUGCUGGGCUGCAAAUACUGGGGCUCGUCUUGGUGCUGCUGGGCUGGAUGAAAGCUCUGGUAUCCUGUGCCCUGCCCAUGUGGAAGGUGACUGCUUUUAUUGGCAACAGCAUCGUGGUGGCCCAAGUGGUGUGGGAAGGGUUAUGGAUAUCCUGUGUGGUGCAGAGCACUGGCCAGAUGCAGUACAAAGUGUACAACUCUCUGCUGGCACUGCCCCAGGACCUGAAAGCUGCAAGAGCCCUUUGUGUUGUCACCCUGCUUGUGGCCCUGCUUGGUCUGCUCAUCUACCUUGCCGGAGCCAAAUGUACCACCUGCGUAGUGGACAAGGAUUCCAAGGCCUGUCUGGUGCUCACCUCUGGGAUCAUCUUUGUCCUCUCUGGGAUCCUCACUCUGAUUCCAGUCUGUUGGACAGCCCACACCAUCAUCCAGGACUUCUACAAUCCCUUAGCGGCUAAGGCCCAAAAAUGGGAGCUGGGAGCCUCUCUCUACCUGGGCUGGGCUGCCUCAGGCCUUUUGGUCCUGGGUGGGGGGCUGCUGUGCUACACCUGCCCCUCUGGAGGGUCUCAGGGCUCCAGCCAUUACAUGGCCCGCUACAUAACAUCUGCCCCACAUUCCCCCUCUCGGGGGCCCUCUGAGUACCCCACCAAGAAUUAUGUUUGA